AAUACUUUACCAAAUCUCCAGCUAACGCUUGUUGUUGGUUGUUGAACUCCAUCACCUAAUGGCUUCUUCAUUGAAAUCCAAAAGGAAAUAUCAUGUGUUUUUGAGUUUCAGAGGCGAGGACGUCUGGAAUAACUUCCUUGGUCAUCUCUACAGAGCUCUUGAUCAGAAAGGAAUCUACACUUAUGUUGAUAACGAGGAACUUAGGAAAGGAGAGCAAAUAGAUCUGGCGCUUAUGAAGGCGAUCGAGGAAUCACAGAUCGCGAUAAUCGUUUUCUCCAAGGAUUAUGCUUCCUCAUGGUGGUGUUUGGAAGAGUUGGUGAAAAUCAUUGAUUGUAAGAAAGAAAGAGAUCUCAUGGUCUUUCCUUUGUUUUACAAAGUGGAACCCAGAGAAUUGAGAACACCGAGAGGGAGCUAUAGAGAUGCUAUGGUUAAGCAUGAGUCCAAGUACGGGAAGGAUUCAAAAGAAGUGAAGAGAUGGGAGAAAGCUCUUUCUGAUGCUAGUUACUUGUCCGGAUGGCCUUUGAAAGAUGGAGAUGAGGCAGAGCUUAUACAAAAAAUUGUGACGGAAAUCUCCACUCACUUAAACCGAACACUUUUGCAUGUUGCUAUGCAUCCGGUUGGGAUAGAUUCCCCCAUGGUUACAUUGAAAUCAAUGUUAAACCUUGAGUCCGAUGACAAUGUUCUCAUGGUGGGAUUGUGGGGACAGGGAGGCAUAGGAAAGACGACUUUAGCCAAAGCUGUUUAUAAUGAUAUUUACAAUCAAUUUGAGAAUUCAUGUUUUUUGGCGAAUGUUCAAGAAGUUUCAAAAGAUUGCAAGGAUUUAGUUACUUUGCAAGAAAAAUUACUAUUUGAGAUAUUAGCAUUGAAAGAAAGAUUAGUAGUGUCUAAUGUUGAUAGAGGUAUUAAUCUGAUACAAGAAAGACUUUGUCACAAAAAAGUUCUCCUCAUCCUUGAUGAUGUGAAUGAUUUGUACCAAUUACAUGCUUUAGUUGGAGAAGGUAAGUGGCUUCACAAUGGGAGUAGGAUCAUUGUUACUACAAGAGAUAACCAUUUGCUAACUUAUCUUGGAAUAGAUCAAGAUCAUGUGUACAAAGUUAGAGAGCUAGAUGACGAUGAUGCUCAUGAGUUGUUUAGUAAGCAUGCUUUUCUGACACACCAAAACUUUACGAUCAAGAUAGAUCUAGUGGAUAGAGUUCUAAAUCAUGCUAAAGGCCUUCCUUUAGCACUUGAGGUGCUAGGUUCCUUCUUACGUGGUAGAAGAGAAUAUGAAUGGGAAAGUGCACUAGAUGAUAUUUCCACGGCUCCUAAGAAAGGCAUCAAUGAUGUGCUCAAAAUAAGUUACGAUGGACUAGAGCCAAAAGUGAAAGAGAUCUUUCUCCACAUUGCUUGCCUCUUUAAGGGGUGGAAUAGUGAGUACGUAAAGAAAGUUCUUGACAGUUGCGAUCUUAAGGCAGUAAUAGGAUUACAAAUUCUAAUGGAGAGGUCUCUAAUAAAAAUUGAGUCAGGGAACAUACAAAUGCAUGACUUGAUUCAAUUGAUGGGUAUGGAUAUUGUGAACCAAGAAAGUGAUGAUCCUGGGAGACGCAGCAGAUUAUGGCAGUAUGAUGAUGUUGUCGAUGUUUUGUCAAGCAACAUGGAAAAUUGUGCUGUAAAAGCCAUAUUAUUGAAGCCACCUGAGCCAACAGAGAUGUGUAUCAGUCCUAAUGCUUUUACAAAAAUGAGAAGGCUGAGAUUGCUCAUCUUGUGCAAUAUUCAUGAUUUUUUCCAAGGUCCUAUAUGUCUUCCUAAUGGGCUUACAUGGUUUGAUUGGACUGGAUGUGCUCGUCAAAUUCCAGAAUUUUCCUCCGGUCCAAAGAAAUUAGUAGGACUUAAUAUGAGUAAAGGCAAUAUCACAGGAGUCAUAAAACAAUUUAAGGACUUCCAAAAUUUGAAGUACAUUAAUUUCAGUUACUGCAAGUCGUUGGUUCGCAUGCCCGACCUCUUGUGUACUCCAAAUCUCGAGGAAUUGGAUCUCCAUAAUUGCAAAGACUUGGUGGAAGCUCACAAGUCCAUCGCAUGUCUCAACAAGUUACAAGUGUUGAAUUUAGAGGAGUGCUCAAAACUUAGUGUUUUUUCAGAUGAGCUCCGGUCAAAAAAUCUUUGAGUUCUCAAUCUUAAAAAUUGCACAAGUUUGAAAGGUUCCCUGAUAUUCCACAUAAACUCGAAGCCCUAAAAGAGCUUUUUUUAGAAAGAACCCCUAUUAAAGGACUUCCCACAUCAAUAGAAAAUCUUGUCUCUUUGGAGUGUA
Eucalyptus grandis is the source of this 2287-nucleotide messenger RNA. RefSeq names its product TMV resistance protein N-like. Gene Ontology annotation, biological process: signal transduction; defense response. The record is from RefSeq and is a predicted model, not a curated record. Gene Ontology annotation, molecular function: ADP binding. The transcript has 4 exons. The coding region runs from base 59 to 2143 and encodes 694 amino acids. NCBI's taxonomy places the organism in Eukaryota, Viridiplantae, Streptophyta, Magnoliopsida, Myrtales, Myrtaceae.